Molecule: messenger RNA, 3063 nt
Organism: Triplophysa dalaica
Lineage: Eukaryota; Metazoa; Chordata; Actinopteri; Cypriniformes; Nemacheilidae
Exons: 19
Coding region: 17-2695 (892 amino acids)
Source: RefSeq, a predicted model, not a curated record
GUUUCAUUGAAACAUCAUGAUGAACGUUCUGCUCCUGUUCUCCUGCAUCAGUACAGGAUAUGUAUAUAUGUCAGCUGUUGUAGGAGCUCCAGUUCAAGUAACAGGACACAGAGGAGAGACUGUUCACAUCACAUGUCCUUAUGAAUCUGGAUAUGAAACAAAUAAGAAGUAUUUGUGUAAAGGAGAGUGUUUCGUUGGGUUUAGAAAUAUCAUUGUUGAAUCAGGAUCUCCACCUAAAGACGACAGAUUUUCUCUGAUUGAUGACACGACUGCAAGAGUUUUCACCGUCACCAUCACUGAUCUGAGAGCAGAUGAUGAGGGAAAAUACUGGUGUGGAGUGAGCACUCCAUAUCUAUUACUUGAUGAAUAUUCAGAGAUUUUGCUGCUUGUUAAAUCUGAUACGCUUGGGAUUUUUCCUGUAGUGACUUUGGUCUGCGUCAGCGUUGGAUUAACACUCAUGCUGAUCGGUUUGCUAGUGGCACUGACAGUGUUGAGAGGGAAGAAAUCCCCAAGAAUUGCUCACUCAGGACCUUCAGAUCAAGUUUCCGCUGUGAAUUUCAUACCAGAGAGCACCCCAGAGGAUUUUAACUACUAUGACCAUGUAUAUCAAGAAAUCGCAGAGCUGCAGCCCUAUUCCACAGUACAGGGACCAGUUGAUUCAACGAUCUACUCAAGCGCAGAAACACCAGCUGACUCAACGAUCUACUCAACCGCAGAAAUACCAGUUGAUUCAACGAUCUACUCAAGCGCAGAAACACCAGCUAACUCAACGAUCUACUCAACCGCAGAAAUACCAGUUGAUUCAACAAUCUACUCAACUGCAGAAACACCAGUUGAUUCAACGAUCUACUCAACCACAGAAACACCAGUUGAUUCAACGAUCUACUCAACCGCAGAAACACCAGUUGAUUCAACGAUCUACUCAACCACAGAAACACCAGUUGAUUCAACGAUCUACUCAACCGCAGAAACACCAGUUGAUUCAACGAUCUACUCAACCACAGAAACACCAUUACAGAGGAUGAGGGCGUGUUCUUACAAGAGUUCUGAUGGAAUUGUAGUGGACGGUUCGCAGUGUGUGGACAUUACAGUGACUGGAAAUAAAGGAGCUGAUGUUCAUAUCAAGUGUCCGUAUUCACAAGGAUAUGAAGGAUGUGGCAAGUAUUUCUACAAAGGCGCUUACAAAGACCGUGUCACUAUACUGUCCAGCGGAGAGAAGAGCGUCAACGGCAGAUUCUCAAUGCAGGACGACAAGAAAACCAGAACAUUCACAGUGACCAUCAGAAACUUGACCAUGACAGAUGCUGGAUCAUACAGCUGUGAAGCUUGGUGUAAGAUUAGUCGAGACUUUAAAAACGUUCUUCUAAAGGUGAAUAAAGCUCCAGUGAUCUCCAAACCUGUUGAUCGCACAACAUCUACCCCCAGAAAACAAACCCCAUCACCAUCUCCAUCUAUAGACACCACCACUGACUGCACGUCCACAGGACAUGAUACAUCAAGUAGAGCAAAUACUGCAGGCCCGCUCUCUCAGAUGUACUCUGCCCCUUUUUUUGCUGUUGCUGUCGGUUUGGUCUUGGUUUUGCUGGUUCUGUGUUUUGGAUCGUUUCUCCUUCUAAAACUGUGGAGAAAAAAAUGUGGAACAGCUCUGUAUCAGCAAAACGAUCAGCAGAAUAGAGAGAAUGCUUGCAUGUAUAAAGAGAUUCCAAACUGUGAUUUUGAAUCAUGUGAUGUCACCACAUUACAGAGGAUGAGGGCGUGUUCUUACAAGAGUUCUGAUGGAAUUGUAGUGGACGGUUCGCUGUGUGUGGACAUUGCAGUGACUGGAAAUAAAGGAGCUGAUGUUCAUAUCAAGUGUCCGUAUUCACAAGGAUAUGAAGGAUGUGACAAGUAUUUCUACAAAGGCGCUUACAAAGACCGUGUCACUAUAUUGUCCAGCGGAGAGAAGACCAUCAACGGCAGAUUCUCAAUGCAGGACAACAAGAAAACCAGAACAUUCACAGUGACCAUCAGAAACUUGACCAUGACAGAUGCUGGAUCAUACAGCUGUGAAGCUUGGUGUAAGAUUAGUCGAGACUUUAAAAACGUUCUUCUAAAGGUGAAUAAAGCUACCGUGAUCUCUAAACCUGCUGAUCGCACAACAUCUACCCCCAGAAAACAAACCCCAUCACCAUCUCCAUCUAUAGACACCACCACUGACUGCACAUCCACAGUGUCGCACCAAACAGGAAGUGAAAGAACAAGUAGAGGAAAUCCUGCAGGCCUGCUCUCUCAGGACUCUGACUUUACUUUUAUCACUUUUAUCACUGUCGGUCUGGUCGUGGUUCUGUGUUCUGGAUCGUUCCUCCUCCUGAUAAUGAAAAGAAAGAUAUUAAAAUCGGCUUUACAUCAGCAAAGUGAUCAUCAAAUUACUGAGAAUAACCAACUCUAUGAAGAGUUACCAGAAAGCCACCCUUCAUCAAAUGAUGUCCCCACAAUGUUGUCCAAUCAAACGUCAGCAUCAGACCUCAACAACAUCCCAACAAACUUUUGUGUUUAUUCCACAGUAACCAAUCAGCAGUCUGAUUUAAGUCACACCCAAUUAGCCAAUCAGGUGACAUACACAGAAUGUGAUUAUUAUGCCAAUUUAGAGUCGCCUGAAGCGACACUGAAUAAAACAACAGAAUGUUUGUAUGCUAAAGUAAAACACCGGCAAUAAGAUUUAAAAACUGAAGGUCUGAUAUAUUUUAUAAAAUAAAUUAAAUCACUGAAGCUUUCACUGGUAUAACAGGAAAAUAAUCUGAUGACAUAUGAUGUCCUUGUUGAAUUUACAAUUUACAAGGAAACUAAACUGAUAAUGUCUAGGGAAUUGUAUUGAAUUUGUCAAAUGUUUACUUUUAGUGUGAGGAUGUCAUUUAGACUAAAAAAUAAAAAUAUAUAUACUCCAAAAUGUAAAAAAAUAUGUUUAGUAAAUAAAAAACGAAUCUACUAUUAAAACGGUUAAGAACGAAUAUAAGUCUUCAUUUUGAUUGUAAAUUAUAACCAUUCUGUAAAAUGCACACAAUACAGAAGAGAGAGAGAAAAAUG